CCAAGGUGAAGGUCGCUAAGGAUGAAUCAUGGCUGAAACCAGUUGAUGAUUUCCUGACGAAUAAAUGGACCUGUUGGUGUACAUUUAAGAUGUAGAAGACCAGAAAUAUUGCGAGUGUCUAGCAAAGGUACCAAGCAGACUUGCCAACAAUGGAGAGCGCUAUUUACCUCCCAUUGUUGCUGUGCUUCUUUGUUUUCCUAUGCAAAGCUGAAAACAAAGUCAUUAAAAGUCGCAGAGGAAGUGUAGUAACUUUACCAUGUGAUCAUGGCGGCAUCAACAGGGCCAACAUUGAUCAAGUCCUAUGGUUCAAAGGGACUCAGUCUCUUCUUUCCUGGUCAAAUAUAGGUGUCACUAGCACUGCUGGCACUGACCCGAAAGCCCAAGAAAGGAUUACCAUCAUCGAGGCAGAUUUCUCGCUGAGAUUAAAUUCUGUGGUGAUGGAGGACAGUGGACAGUACAAGUGCUACGUGGAGUAUACUAGUGGCAAUGAUACACUGAUGGCGAACUCGACACUACUGCUCACUAUACAAGAUGUGCCAAGCCCACCAGGGAAACCAAUAAUAUCGAACAUCCAGUCCAGGUCCUUUCAUGUGACAUUCACAGCCAGUGCACUAAGUAACAACAGCCCAAUUAAAUAUUACAAUGUCCAUGUCAUACAGAGGGGCGGAAAUUGGGAAAACGCCAUCUCCUUCCAGGUGCAUGCCACCUCCAACCUGUCAAAUAUUUUGAUAUCGUCUGCUGGUAUCAUCAGACCGUACAGAAAUUACGUGGUCCGCGUUUCCGCCAUCAAUGAAAUAGGGAACAGCAGCGCCAGUGAGGAGACUGAAGUUCAGACGGCUGAGGACGAGCCGCUCGCUAAGCCCACCAUCCUUGAAAUACGUAACCUGACGAAUUCGUCAGUCCAGCUUCACUGGCAGGAUCCGUCACCCGACACCCUGAACGGGGAACUCCUGGGGUAUAAGAUAGUGUAUAAGCGCCACCCAGAGGGGAACCUGCACCCAAUUACGGUGCCUAACCCAGAUGAAAAGACGUAAGAAAAAUUACCAGGAAACGGCCACCAAGGGGUCCGAUGACAAUAUAUCACAGCCUUUACUACUUAUGGAGUUGUAUGGAAGAAGCAAUUACGAAAGUGUCAGCAUUGAGAACUGGGCAGACCAUGUAAGGAAGAUGCAUGCUGAUGGGGAUCUACGUUUCUCUGAGGAAUAUGAUGACAUCAACAACAGUGUGAACAAGAAUAUCACUCAGGACGCGGCAUAUAUGGAUGAGAACAAGCCUAAGAACAGAUACGUCAACAUUUUGCCAUUUGACCAUACCCGGGUAGUGCUAAAGCCAAUGUCCAAACAUAAUGACUACAUUAAUGCCAACUUUGUUGAUGGUUACCACAAAGCCAAAGCCUAUAUAGCUACCCAAGGUCCACUGCCUAAUACAUUUGAGGACUUCUGGAGAAUGGUGUGGGAUCAAAACUCUGUCAUUGUAGUUAUGAUUACAAACCUGGAAGAGAAAGGAAGGAGGAAGUGUGACAAAUAUUGGCCAAAUGAGGUGGGACACACUGAGACUUAUGGGAAUAUGCAAGUGGAGUACCUGGAUGAAGACGAGCGUGCAUGCUACACCAUACGCAAAUUCUGUCUGCGAAAUCAAAAAGCUAAAAGAGUUAGCACAAGAGUGAAACAUUCCGCAUUUGAGCGUAUUAUCUACCAGUAUCACUACACGGACUGGCCAGACCACGGGGUCCCAGACUACACACUACCCGUGUUGACGCUGGUCCAGAAAUCGUCGCGUCAUAAUCCUGAAGGGGCAGGCCCUAUCAUUGUACACUGCAGUGCUGGAGUUGGUAGAACUGGCACGUACAUAGUUUUAGACAGUAUGAUACGACAGAUUCUAGACAAGCGAACUGUGAACGUGUGCGGUUUCCUCACACACAUCAGGCACCAGAGGAGUUUCUUGGUGCAGACAGAGGACCAGUACAUUUUCAUUCAUGAUGCCUUGUUGGAGUACAUUCAAAAAGAUGGUGACACAGAGGUUCUUAAUUGUAAACUUAAAGAAUUUGUAGAAGAAAAUCUGACAUUUUGCAAUGCAGAAGGAGAGUGUUUACUUGACAGGCAAUAUCAGCUAGUAACAGAAUACAAACCAAAAGACCACGAGUUUUCUCCUGCACAUAUGAUAUAUAAUAAGAACAAAAAUAGGUCUGAAAGGCUUUUGCCAGUGGACAAGAGUAGAGUUCAUCUCCCAAAGCAGCCUGGCAUAGACGGGUCAGACUACAUCAAUGCAACGUUCCUGCAGGGCUAUUUCAAAAUCAAUGAGUUUGUGAUCACCCAGCACCCCCUGGGGACCACCCAGGAAGACUUCUGGAGGAUGGUCUGGGACCAGAACUCAGCCACCAUUGUGAUGCUCUCGGAGGUCACUAAAGAUGGGGAAUUUCCUGAAUUUUGGCAAGGCAAGGAUGAAACCCAAGAAAUAGACAGUGGAAACUUCAAGGUGACUCAGACUGGGGAGGAUUUCUCCCAGAUUCACAACAUUACCAGAGAUUUCCUGAUUGAGUCUAAACAGGAUGACUACGAACUCACUUCGCGUAUUAUCUCUACGACUGCUUGGCCUGAGAGUUGCACUCCUCUGCAUACAGUGCUGGAGUUCAUUGACACAGUUGAUAGCUGGCACAAGGAGCACCAGAAUGGACCAAUUAUAGUUAUAGACAAAGAGGGUGGAUCAGUGGCUGGCACUUUCUGUGCUCUUUACUCCCUGAACAACCAGAGAAAACAUGAGGAUGGGGUGGAUGUCUACUCCCUGGCUAAAACGUACCAUCUCAUGAGACCUGGGAUAUUUUCAUCAAAAGAUGACUACCACUUUCUGUACAAAGUAAUGGGCAGCAUUGUGGAGUCCCAGCCUGACAUUUUAAUGGACAUUAAAGGACGGAUUGGAUCAAGCGAAAGUCUUAACCAUGGCAACAAUGGUCAGCCAUUGUCCACUUGGGCACAUGGACUGAGCCUGAAGAGGAAUGAAGAGCAGACAACCACCACUGUUUAGAUUGUCAGAAAGAAUAGUGGGAAUAGAACAUGAAUGAAAAUUCCUUAAAAUAUCAACAGGAAUUUGAAAGGCAGUAGAAAGGACAGCAUAGCAAGUGUCUGUUCUUCAUAUUCCUCAAAAGAGGUAGGGACCUUGUUAGGUUUAGUAUGGGAGAAAGUACAUAUCGGAAUAAGGGCUGGUGGUGUGUUUUAGUUUUUCUGUGGCCAAGAUGCACAUAGGUGCAAUCUUUGCAGUCGCUUUUAACUACAAGAACUGCUUUAAAAUUUUUGGGUGAUGUUUGAUCCAGAAGUUGUUAAGGGUAAAGGUGCUUUAAACAGCAGGACAUGAAGGAGCAUUUUCUUUAUGGAGCUUUCAUAACUGCAGGACUAAAAAAAGAGUUGUCAUUUAGUUUGCUGAAUGUUGCUUCAAAAACUGGAACUGCAGCAAAGGAAUAAACUGCCAGGCAAUGGACAGCUUACAGUAAAAAGAAUAUAAUUUUUGAAUAGUUUAUAGUGUUAUUGUAGCAUAUUUACACAUGCAUAUAAGUAUCUGUAUUUUCCCAUUGAUGUGUUGAUGACAUUGAUGACAGUUUUCUAAAGAAGUGAAGGAGCUCUCAAAUAUACAUUGGUAAAUGCUUCCCACUUUGCCCUCAUUUUUUUUUCUCUGGUGGCCAUAUUUGAUAGAUAGACAUAUUUGAAUCAAAAUGGAAUGGAGUAGAAGCAAGUUGUCUUGGACAUGAUAGUAUUACAUGACGUCUGCGGGAAUGACAUAUGAGCCUGUGAUAGCUCUUUGACCACAUGACCCAUACAAACCAAUCACAAAUGUCAUUUUUUCCCCAACUUAUUGGUCACAUGGUUCAUUUGAACCAAUCACAGUGCUAUCAUGAAAAUUAAAAAUGCUUCAAUCCAAGAGGUGCAGUGCAAUUGAUUAAACUUUUUUUCGCAUUUAAUUUCAAAAUCUCUAUUGGUAUAAAAAUGUAUGUUUCAUUUUAUAGCGUGCAUCAUCGAAUAUCAAGUCUGCUUUCAUUUAAAAGUAGUUUUUUAAAGAUAAGUGUAUAAAAAAAUGAUACAACAAAGGUAGCACAUAUCUUGUUUCUUCCCUUACUUAAAUUAGUGUAUUCUCAUAUGAAAGUGCAUUCACAUGAUAAUGAAGACUAUUAUAAACUAAAAAUAAGUCUGAAAAGGGGUUCCUCACUUACCCUUUCCAACAGGUGAUGUAAAUUAGGCCUAUUUUCUUGUUUUGAGUGAAUAGAAUAUGAUGAGAAGUUCUGCAAAGGACAAGAAAUGAUGUAACAAUGGGCACAAUCUAUAGUACCUCCAUCCUUCUUAUUUUAUACUUUUCUAAAGACAUUCCUAUAUAUCUGUUUUCUUUAAUAGAGCCUUGGUUUGAAAGUAGUUGGAGAUGGCUUUUAGAUAAUACAUUUCUGAUCUCAAAUUUAUAUAUUUUACCCUGUGGACUGUACAGAAAAAAUAUUUUACUUGGUUUUGUAUAAUAAUAAGAGUUCACAUUUCUGACUAAUUUCGCAACAUCUCUUUCACUUUUUUCUCCAUUGAACCUCUUCCCCCCAAAAAAUUUGAACAGUUACUAUAUUUCUUACCCAUAACCAAAUGCCUGAGCCAUCCACUAUGUCGUAACAUGUAAGUCCAUAUACAAGUCAUGUGCUGAGUCUGUUAAAGAAUAUUCAUAGAAUAUCUUUUAAUCCUGUUGGGGGUUUCAUCAGGAAUAUUCUUCAAUGUAACUAUAUACAAGUCCAGUGAAACAAUUUGCUUAAGUGUUGACUCUGUUAUCAGUGGUGGUUUUAGUGGAUUAUAUUUUGUAACCUAAAGCUUUGUAAAGUUUAACCCAUAUACAUAUUAUUUUGUACUGUUAUAUUUAUGUGCCAUGAAUAGAAUGUUUCUACACCAGGAAUAUUAAUCAAACUUGUUAACAACAUUAGACAUUAUGGUUCUACAAUUUCAUCAAAUGCAAAUAUCCUUUCAACUUAUUUUUACUGGAACUUGCCUUGUCUAUCUAUCUAUCUAUCUAUAUAUAUAUAUAUAUAGAGAGAGAGAGAGAGAGAGAGAGAGAGAGAAAGUUGAUGAGCAUAACUUGUCAGCAUUUGGCUAUAAGAAAAGAUUCGACUUAAACUGUCCUGUUAUUUGACCUGACAAGUUUCAGUAAGAGUAAGUUGAAAGGUUAGCAGCAUUUGUAUUGGAGGCUAAUGUUUUAUUUUCACAAUGGCAUGAAAUAAUUAAAAUAAUGUUGAUUGACGAAAAAAUUCUCCCCCUCCAUGCACUAGAACAGAAUAAUAUAUUUCAUUUUCUAUUAUAUCAUAUAUUUGUAUAUUUUCUGAUAGGCAUGUUUUCAAAGUAAUGUAUCAAGAUGGAUAGUACUGAGAAUUGUAUGGGGGUCAUCCAAGAUAGUACAGGAUUUUGAAUUUUGCGUAAGAUCAAGCUAGACUGAACAUGAUUUGUAGGAGAAUGAGGUCAGAAAAAGUUUCGCCUUUAUUGCUUUUAAGUUCACGUGAUUUCUGGUUGUAUGUACAAUGACAUGCAGUGCCAAAAGCCUAGUUUCAGUCUAUCUGAGAUGAUCCUCAUUAAAAUUCCAGGAAAGGUGACAACAGCAUUUUUGUUAAGACUGUCAAUUAAUUUUUUUUUAUAUAUAUAACGUGCCAGAAAUGUUGUCACAAGUCGCCAAAUUAACCUUUUGCUUCUCCUCUACUGCAAAUUGUAUAUUACAAGUAUGAUGAUGUGUAUCCAGAAAAUUGAAUCAGAUGUGUUUUGUAAAUAUUUUACCUUAACUGUAUACUUACAAUUUUAUACAUAUUAUUUUAUGAACCUCAGUGCAUUUAGAUUUGCCAGAGAUCAUGAAACAAAGUGGGGUCAAAUAUUUGUUUAUGGGGGAUAUCUGGAAAGAGAAAUUAAAUACACUCCAUAAUAAUUUUAUAUAAUAUAUAUGUGAUUAAAAAUUCAGUUAGCUAGUGAAAUAUUAUGACUUUAAAAUGCUUUAUAAUAUAUAUGUGUGUGAUGAUUAAAAGCUAUAGAUAAUUAUAAAGUAGGAGUUUCGUAGAUGAAACCUGACUGAAGUAGUCUUUCAACUAUGUUACUCAUAUCACUCAGAUAAACGUGUGAAUACAACACCAAUUUCUGUAUUGCUUAUCAUUUUGCUACAUCAUGGUGCAUGCUAUUCAGAAGAGCUUCCCUAUAAAAAGUGUUAUAUAUUAUGCCAUGCCAUUUAUGCAGGGAAACUUGUGUUUGAUACCCUAAAUUUGUGUUAUUGAGUCCCGUGUUAAUGGCAUUCUGUAAUUUAGACCAAAUCACAUGGUUAUGUAGUUACUCCAUGAUGGAUCGAAGCAGAUGGAUCUGUUUACAUUUGUUGACUUUGGACCGAAGAGUGUCCUACUUUCCAUCAAUAAGCAUUCAGAUUCACUUUGACUAAGUGUAAGUUUGUCGGUUAACGAUGCCAGUAGGAUAUAUCUGAUUUGAAGUGGUCCUGUGUAAAACAGACUUGGAACAAAAAUGCUGGGAUUUGGGGAUAACACAUCAAUUUUUUUAACUUAGCUUAACAUUUGCU
This is a messenger RNA of Lingula anatina, 6552 nucleotides long. Its product is annotated as putative receptor-type tyrosine-protein phosphatase mosPTP-1. Gene Ontology annotation, biological process: protein dephosphorylation. The record is from RefSeq and is a predicted model, not a curated record. Gene Ontology annotation, molecular function: protein binding; protein tyrosine phosphatase activity. NCBI's taxonomy places the organism in Eukaryota, Metazoa, Brachiopoda, Lingulata, Lingulida, Lingulidae.